AUGGCACCGCCAGGACAGAAGGUGGAUUUGACGAACUUACCUUCAUAUACAGACUUCUAUGGUAAAUUCGUGGAUUCUUAUGAGACUGUAUGUACCCCCACUAGUGGCACGACCGAUCAACUGAAGAGUACACUAGAUAGUGCAUUAGGAGGAUACUCCGGACUUACUUCUUUGGCGGGGAAUUUCAUGGGAGCUUAUUGUUAUGCAUGUAAAAAAAAAAAGGAAUAUAUGGCCGACAGCGGAAAAUCGCACUUAAAAGAAGCACCCUGCCAAGCCCUUUAUCACUGGUUGGGUAAAUAUAUCCUGAUCAUUGAUGGGGGACACAAAAUAUCAGAAGUCUUGGAUGAAAUUUACGGUACGCUAGAUAAUGCUACCCACAAGGAUUAUAAGUGCAGUGUUGAAUACAACGAUGUUGAAAACGGCGAAAACCACUUGGACCGUAGCGAGGGAAUUUUCACGCAUAGGAAAAGAGUAUUCGAACAUUAUUACGAUUGUGAUUAUGUAAAACAGUAUUUGCAGCAAGUAAAUGACCUUACACGUGACGCAGACUGGGCAACGUACAAGGCGGAACUUACUAAUGCAUGUGACGCUCUAGGGGAAUAUUGCAAAGUGGGAGGAAAGGGGCAACCCAAGGAAGGUGAGGGUAAGGCUGAUCCCUAUUGUUCCUGGUUCAAUAAAAUAAAAGAAUAUUAUUGUGAAACGGAUCUGUCCAAACUGACCCAACCAUCACAAUUAACAUGUACUAAAGUGAAGGACACAGACCCCGAAUCGGAACCUGAAGUGGAACGUGAACUAACUUCAGAGGAUGUGCCACAGCGCACUGAAGAUGGUCACCAACAUAGACAGGAAGUUGCAGAGUCUGAGAAGCUCCCUGAGGAACAGACAACGGUGCUGAAAGUCCCUGGAUCCCAUGCAGUUCCUUUGUUGGCUCAGGCUGGUCUGCAGUCUUCUGAUGAGACAGUUUCUCUGCAGACUUUAGAACGGCAGCAUGGGGAUACUGAUUUAAAGGCCACGCAACAACUUCUUGUACCCAGUACAGACACUACAGGAAAUACAACACUUCCCGCUACUGCUAUCUCAUCCGUAUUAGGAAUAGCAGGAGUAGGACUACCAACAUUUGCCUACUUUCUUUAUAAAGUAAGUAUACAUAACUAUGAGUACAUAAUUACCAUUAUAAGGGGGGGGUGUAAGGAAACCUAA
Molecule: messenger RNA, 1200 nt
Organism: Plasmodium coatneyi
Lineage: Eukaryota; Apicomplexa; Aconoidasida; Haemosporida; Plasmodiidae
Product: KIR protein
Exons: 2
Coding region: 1-1200 (399 amino acids)
Source: RefSeq, a predicted model, not a curated record